Messenger RNA from Musa acuminata AAA Group (dessert banana), 423 nucleotides. Its product is annotated as probable WRKY transcription factor 43. Bases 1 to 423 code for a protein of 140 amino acids. Gene Ontology annotation, molecular function: sequence-specific DNA binding; DNA-binding transcription factor activity. Gene Ontology annotation, biological process: regulation of DNA-templated transcription. The record is from RefSeq and is a predicted model, not a curated record. The transcript has 2 exons. Lineage: Eukaryota; Viridiplantae; Streptophyta; Magnoliopsida; Zingiberales; Musaceae.
AUGUCAGGUAUCGUCGACUGGAAUCUGCCGCUUCUACCGAGCACGAUGGGACUGCAGCAGCUGCUGCAGCCAGCGCCGGCGGCGAGCGAGGACAAGGAGAAGGGGAGGGGUGCCGCCGGGAGGAACAAGAAGGUCAUCAGGCCGAGGUUUGCUUUCCAAACGAGGAGUCCCAACGACAUCCUCGACGACGGCUAUCGUUGGCGGAAGUACGGCCAGAAAGCGGUCAAGAACAGCGUCCAUCCCAGAAGCUACUACCGGUGCACUCACCACACAUGCAACGUGAAGAAGCAAGUCCAACGUCUGUCCAAGGAUACGAGCAUCGUUGUGACCACAUACGAAGGGAUCCACAACCAUCCAUGCGAGAAGCUAAUGGAGGCUCUGAGCCCCCUCCUUAAGCAGAUUCAGUUCCUCACUGGAUUCUGA